Molecule: messenger RNA, 1690 nt
Organism: Laetiporus sulphureus 93-53
Lineage: Eukaryota; Fungi; Basidiomycota; Agaricomycetes; Polyporales; Laetiporaceae
Exons: 3
Coding region: 460-1497 (345 amino acids)
Molecular function (GO): acyltransferase activity, transferring groups other than amino-acyl groups
Source: RefSeq, a predicted model, not a curated record
GAGACCAAGUAAUAGCCUGUCUCAUAUCCAUCCCAAACCAUCGGCCAUCACGUACUCGCCGAAUGUGUUUUUCCUGGAGUCUGAAUCUGUCCGGACCUUAUUUAUUCUGAUGGGUGAUGUCGGGUUUGACCUCUUAGGUCAUUCCUAAUUCAUGUCAGCGAAAAUCUGCCAGGCGUCAGCGGCCUGCGGGAUGGGCUGUGCAAUGAAUGCCUAUUCCCCGGAGCCUGCAGUCACACAAUCCGACAGGACUUGUCAAACCAGUUUGCGCUAUAGCUACGUUCCUUUGAUGGGUCACCGGCAGUGUUUUCAUCCUCGCAUCCACCUGAUGCGUCGUUUUAUUCCAUUCUUGCUAGCCGCUGCGCAUAUAAGGUCUCGAUUCAUCGCCGAGUCUUACCUCCCACUCCACAAGGUCACCCGCUCAGACAACCCCGAGCCCCCCAUAAAUCGCCUCUCAUCCAGAUGCCGUCCGUCUCUGCCAGCUACGUGGUGAAGACCUACACUUCUGCCAAUGACCUCCCUGCCGAGGUCUGGCAAGCCUUCGACGCGCACGCAAGGGACUCUAAUAUCGUGUAUCCUUUUGCCAAGAAAGCGAGACUGCACGAACGAUCUCGAGGCCAUCAUCGCGGUGCAGACGUUUGGUUGGUCUGUUACAGUCACCAGCAUGGCAGCGGUACGCCUUCCGUGGAUUUUGUGCUAUCUUGCACAGAGGGCCCAUUUGGCCCCUACCCUGUCUUCAUAUUCACCCCCAUCCCAUCCACGAAGCUUGACCCACACCACUUCCUUCCCCGACUUGAAGUGCUGGCCUAUACUCUGCAGCAGGCCGUACCCCCGGAACGUGUGUUCUCCGUCUUCGCUCUGGAGACCAUUACUCGUGCAUUCGCCGCAAUCUGGAUGCGCGAGACGGGGAUACCGCUGGACCCGGAACCAGAGUAUUACGCUGCGAAGUUCACCUAUUGCACGAAGGAGACCAUCAAAUUCCGUCAGACGACGACGCUCUCUGACGUGAGCUACCAGCUGCGCCUAGCCACAGAAACAGACAUUCAGGACGCAGCCAAGCUCUGCUUCGGUUUUGCUGCAACAUCAGAGCCAUUCGUUUUGAGCAAGGAACAGGCCGUCCAGGAGGCUGCGUACCUCAUUCAGAACGGGCAGCUAUGGGUUCACGAGAUUACCACCUCUAGUCAACGUCCAGAGAUUGCAUCCAUCGUGGCCGUCACGCGGACCAGCGAUACCGUAGCUGGAAUAACCAAGGUGUUCACCAACCCGAGAUGGAGACAGCGUGGAUGUGCCGAACGCCUCACCAGAUUUGUCUGCCAGCGUCUACUGGAAACAAAGGAAAGCGUCGUUUUGUACGUGGCACACAACAAUCCCGCGGCGGCGAAGGUCUACCAUCGUGUCGGGUUCGUCGGACUUUCUGGUGACGAGCAUUCCACCAGUACAGUGGAUGACUGGCUUGAACUCGGUUUCGAGCGCGACCUCGUGGAUCUGGGACAUUGGUGAGAAUGCAGAUAUUGAUCCAGACAACUGCUAUGAGAUUCGAUCUCGCUACGCAGUCGUUGCAGAUGCGGUGUGAGUCAUCUACCGCUUAGCCGCUAAUUUAGUAAUACUUUACAUAUCAAUUCCUUCUGCUUGAUCAUGACUCUCGAUUAUCUUCCAUCUACUUUACGCAGCAGAUCGAGUGUGACUAUAUCGG